Symbiodinium sp. CCMP2456 is the source of this 7605-nucleotide messenger RNA. Lineage: Eukaryota; Dinophyceae; Suessiales; Symbiodiniaceae. The record is from the annotation of a GenBank genome assembly.
AUGCCGCAGGCACGCGCCUGCCUCCAGCCCGGUGACACCUGUGACGAGCUGCUGCUUUUCACCCGCGAGGCAGCGAACCUCCCUCUGCAGACCUGGACCCAGGGUCGUCUUUGGGACUUUGACGUCGUCGAGCUCUUCGCUGGCAAGGCCCGCGGCUGGUGCGGUUUUCGCAUAAGGAGUGAUGGAGGAGGCUCGGCCAUUCCGGCCUGGGACGGCCACCCUAAGGGGUGGCGACGCUAUGCUCGUGAAGUUGCUUGGUACGUGCAGGGCACCAAGCAUAACCAGAGGCGCUACUUGGCGACCCGUCUUAUCGGGAGAUUGACGGGAAGUGCCCGUCUCUUGGCCAUGUCGUGGCCCCAGGCGGAGUUUGACAACGACCUAGGGGUGCUGAUCUUUCUUCGCAAGCUGGCCCAGAGCCCGCUUGUAAGGCGCUCGCUCCCGAACGCGGCGGCCAUCAUGUCCCAGUACUUUCAGUUUAAGCGGCAGCCAGGCGAAAGUAUCACCACCUUCCUCGUCCGGGAGACGCUUGGCUUUGAGGAGUUCAACGAGGCUCUGGUCCGCUUGAGAGAGGAGAGACAAGGCAUGACGGUCGAUAAGCAGUUGUUCGGCCUGGAGACUCUUCUGAAGAAGGAUGAGGACAAGGACGAUUGGUGGUCGGAGACACCACCCCGACCGUGGUGGAAGCGUGGGUGGUACGAGGACGAGGAUGAGGACCACCAGUCCGAGGCGGUCGAGAUCCAGGAGCGCGAGGGCAACCUUGGCGGCUACGAGCAGGAGGAGGCAGCACCGGCCACGACCCCGAUUGGGGGCCGUGGUCCUCCGGAAGAUCAAGGAGGCGAAGGCCAGACCCCGCAGGAGAGCGGAUCUCCGGCCUCGAGACGCCUUGUCAAGGGCAUAGAGCGCAUCGCCAAGGGCAUCCAGACGGAGGAUGACACCUUUGACAGCUUCAUCCUCGACGUUCUUCGUGGUUGGCGCCUUCUCCAGGCGGCAAGCUUGUCUUUGGAGGAGCGCAGGGACGUGCUCUCUUCGACGGCAAACCGGCUCGACUUUGAGUCUGUUUCGAAUGCCUUGCAGGUGCUAUGGGAUGAGCAGUUGUCUGGUGCGCGGCGCCCGGCGGCAGGACCUGUCCUUCAGAGCGGCCCUCAGGUGUACCACAUGGAGGAGCAGGGCGGCUACGAGGCACAGUGGGCUGAACAAGGCCCGUGGGACGAGAGCGAAUGGUACGACGAUGGAGAUGAGCAGUGGCAGCUCUAUGGAGAAGCUGAGGAACCGUGGCAAGACGAGUGGACCGCGGGUCCAUCCGAGCCGGAUCCCAAUGCCUACACGGCGGCGGAGCUUGAUGACAAUCAGGUUCGUGAGGCCCUUCAAGCAGAACGGGCCGCGGAGGCCAUGGCGGCCGAGGCGGCGAUGACUUGGAAGCGUGCACAGCAGGCAACCGCUGCAGUGAGGAAGGAUCGUGGAUUCGGCGCCAAGGGUUCGGCGUUCAGAGCGGCUAUGUCUUCAGAUCAGUGCCACAAGUGUGGCUCCUACGGUCACUUCGCCCGUGACUGCAAGGGAGCUGGCAAAGGACGCCCCAAGGGUGCAAUGGCUGCGGACUACUAUGAGUACGAGCCGCCCGGCUAUGAUGCGAUCUACUUUGUGGGCGGCAAAGGAAAGAAGAAGGGCAAGUCCAAGAGCCACUUCGGCAUGAACAAAGGACCGGUCAUCAAGGGUAAAGGAGGCAAGCAUCCCCGUACCUUCCCAGGAGUGAACGCAUAUGGCUUGGAGAUGCUUGGUUCUGAGGGGGCCACCGGGCACGAGUGUCAAGUGUCCUCGGAGAAGGACGCUAUUCCUCCGACUUCAGGCCUUCUGGACUGCGGUGCUACCGCAUCAGCAGGGCCGGAGGCUAGUGUUCAGCGGCUCAUUGCAGCAGUCAUUGAGCAAGAUUCCCAGGCGGUGAUCACCAUCGACCAAUCCCGUCGGCCAUACUUUCGUUACGGGUCUGGGGCAUGGGGAACGGCACAGUUCCAUGUUACUUUGGCGUCGAGUGUGAGCGGUCAGCAGUUGAAGUUCGAAGUGUAUGCCCUUCCGAACCCGCCUGAAUAUGUGGAGUCCUGGUUUAGGCCCCAUAUGUUGGUUCCUAUCUUGGUAGGCAUGAGCCACAUCGGAAGCGGUGGAGCUGGGAUGAUCAUUGACUUUAAUGACGGUUCCUACUUGAAUGCUGCAGACAUAGCUAACAAGCGCCAACGACCUCCCGAUGAUCCUCAAUACCUGACCGCCAACUCCAAAGGCCACUUCGUGCUCAACAUCGUCCACUACCUCACUGGAGGCCAGGCCUGCAAGCAAGGGAACUGUUCGGUGGUGGUAAAGCAGCCUAUCUUUACCUCGGGUUCAGGGACAAGGGCUGCGGAUCACGUACCAUUGCCGGGCACAGAUCAUGACUUGCCGUUGCAGUUCAUGUUUCCGAUUGAGAUAGCGGAGAAUGUGUUGACAGUGGUUGGUUCUGAGAACAUGAAUACCGAGUUGCGGCGCACUGUCAUGCAGCAGAUGCUGAAGAAACAUGGCAGUGCUCUUCCGGCGCUCGAUGUGUCCCGCCUGGUGGAGGCAGACCCCCGAGAUCCCCGUGCCUUGCGGACGCAGUGGCCGUGCUACGGCAACCACCCCGAGGUGGCGAUUGGCAACAACAAGUUCGCCCAGUGGAAGUCCUGCGCGGUCUGUUCAUACAGACUUUCCUACGUUCCCAGGGAAGGCGCUCCCGGGUCCGACUCCAAGACCGAGAACUUCCCAACUGUAAGGCGAGCUUUGACAAAGCUGUACGAGGACAUUGGGGAUGUGCAGCCGGAAGCGGACAUGGUGCGUGUGGCCAUCGAGAUGGAGUACGCCAAGAACCGGUACCACCAGUUGAUUCAGAAGUUCGACCGGAAGCGGGCGGUGGCAACUGUGCCACCCAAGGAGGUGAACGACCUGGUGCCGCCAAUGGAGGCACCCAAGAGCAAGGCCAAGGGAUAUCCCCCGGCGACCAAGGCCAUCGCCGAGUUCAUCGAUGACCAGCUGGUCGGUGACGGGAUCCCCGGCCGCUCAGUGAACAAGCUUGUGCCCAAGAAGGUUGCUAAGGGCAUCAUGGUCAUGGCGACUGUGCUCACCAACCUCUACCGGAACGAGCUCCAGACCCUCAUCGUUCCUCCGGGGCAGCACAGCGUAUGGGAGGUUGGAUGCAGCACAACGUCUAUGUUGACAACGGCGUGCUUUGCAGAAGGGCUUCAGUCCUUCCGCGUAAAUCAUGUGAAUGGCUUGGACCUCUACAAGGAGGAGACCUACAACCAUCUUCGAGAUCUAUUCCUUCAACACCAACCCCGUCGCAUAUGGGUUUCUCCAAGGAGUGACCGGUGGCAACCCUGGAGCUACUUGAACCACUUGACCUGGGAGGCACGCCAGACCCUGGAAAGCCGACGGCGCCAUGAGAGGACCAUGUUGAAACGCAUGGUGGGCUUCCUUUCGUGGGCCUUCAAACAGAACUCCUUGCUGGAGAUCUUUUGGGAGUGGCCUACGGAAAGUUUGGGAUGGAAGGAGCCGGCCAUGCAGCAGCUCGAGAAGGCGGUCUGGCUACGCAACCGAGACUGGCUUCAAUGUCGGGUGGACGGUUGCCGCUACGGUCUGCGCUUGGACGACAAAGGCCCCUUUGUAAAAAAGCGGUGGACUAUAAAGACCACGUGUCCAAAGUUCCACUCCUUGUUCAAGACCAAGGUCUGUGUUCAGGAGCACCAGCACGUUCCGGUGCCGGUGAUGGAGAGCCAUGGUCGUCUCGACUACCCAUGGCGCUUUGCCAGUUCGGUGGCAAAAGCGUGGCGGGACCACCUGUUUCCUCUUCGACACUUUGGUGCCAAGAGUGUGCUCUACAACUUCGCGAACGAGGAGGGCGAGGAAGCCGAUCUACCUGAAGGAGAUGGACACGAGGCUGAUGAACCGGAUGCGGGCGAUGGACCUACGGCUGAGGAGCGGCAGGCAUGGGAGCAAAAGCUACGCCGCUUCCACACGGCUGCUGGGCACCCCUCCAACAGUCAGCUGGCCCGGAUCAUCAAGGAGGCAAAGAAGCCCAAGUGGAUGGUGGAGGCAGCUGCCAACUUCAGCUGUCCCCACUGUGAGUCGGCAGCACCUGGCGGCAUGUCAUCGAAGCAGGUUCCGCCUCUGUCUACGAGGCCUCUACCUAUGGCCUGGCAGCAAGUCGUUUCUGAUGUUGGCGAGUGGACCAGCAUUCCCCACAAGUGCAAGCUCAAGUUCGUUGUCUUUGUGGACGCCGCCACCAAGCUGCGGGUCGCUGAGCCCCUCUUCCGAUGUGCGAUCUCUGAGAUGAACACAGAGACCGGGUUGCAACUUGUGGAGGCGUUUUCUAAGAGAUGGCUGAGUGACAAGCCCAAGCCCGAGAUCUUUAUACCGGACAAUGCCCGGUCCUACACCUCCAAGCACUUCCAGGAUUUCUGCUCAAGUGUCAACAUAUGGGUGGCACCACCAGCGGAAGCCGAGGCUUGGGCCCAUGGCACUGCCGAGUCGGUGGUUCAGGAUGUGAAGGCUGUGAUGGACAAGAUCCAGACUGGCAACGCCAGUCUCCAACCCGAGACUUGCUUGGCCCUGGCCACAGGAGCUUUGAAUCAGACUUCCUUUGUCAAGGGCUACUCGUCGUACCAGUGGGCCUAUGGAAAGCACUUUGCCUACACCGACGAGGACGAGAUCACUAUGUCGCAGGUGCGCGACGACGCCCCCUUUGCUGAGUUCUCUCGUCUGCUUUCACUGCGACAUGAGGCAGAAAACAAAGCCAGAGAGGUGAGAGCCCAACGGGUUCUUUCGAAACUUAAGAACACCAUCCAGAGGCAGCCACUCCGGACCUUUCACCCCGUCGACCUGGUGAAGGUGUGGCGACGAGCUCUUCCGCAGGAACUCCAUCGUGGACGAGCUGGAGGCACUAAGAAGGCCGGGAGACAUCAUUGGAUUGGGCCUGGCCGAGUCGUUCUACAAGAGACCGUGCCUCAUCAAGCUGACGAUGACCACCGGAGGCACAUCAUAUGGGUGGUCAUUGGCGGCAAGCUCUACCGAUGCUCGGCCCACUCAGUUCGCCCUGUGACCGAACAGGAGCGAGCAUGGCAUCACCUACAUGUGGAUGAGGAUCCCAGUCGGUGGAAGACUUUGCAAGACAUCAUACCCUCCAAGGAGUACACCGACCUCAGUGGCCAACCUCCUCCAGGUGAUUUGCCAGAAGAUGUGGAACCUGAUCUACCACGAGCUCCCGAUGAAGAGACCUGGGUCCCUUCCAAGCGGCUGAAAUGGAAGCAGGCCCCACCAAACUUCCCUUUACCAGUACCUGUGCCACCUCCUGUCAACGACUACGGUGCAGAAGAUGGGUGGUCUGACUACGUUCCCAGCACGGAUGAAGAAGAGCCAACGGCGGCUCUUGGAACGGACUUCGGGGACACGGAGCUGGACCCGAAUGGCGACCACACUGGAGGUGGGGAAAAGCGCGAGGCACCUACAACAGCAGCGUCUUCUUCAAAAAAGCCAAGGGCGAACGAGAUGGAGGAUGAACUCACCCUCCAUGCGGCCCUACAAGAAGCGGAACAUGCCUAUGUAAUGGAGCUUGAGCUGAACCUCGCUUCGCAUCGCCAGCUCAAGAAGUUCAUCAGGUCACCAUCGGCCUACCUGGUGGGCAAGAUGCGAGACUGUGAAGUGCGAUGGGAGAGACUGUCGCCGGAACACCGGCAACUCUUCUCAAGAGCAAAGACGAAGGAGGUGACCAGCUUCAUCCAGCAGGCAGCCGUUCGCCGCUGCCUGGACAAGGCAGAGGAGCAAGAGGCCCGAGACAGCGGGCGAAUCAUGAAGUGUCGAUGGGUCUUGACUUGGAAGCCCAUCCCGGAGGAGGAACACGAGGAGGCCUUGAACGAGGCCAAGAAUAACCCGGCGACCACCGUGGACCCCCACUCCAUGAAGAAGGCCAAGGCCCGCAUUGUUCUCUUGGGUUACCAACACCCAGAUCUUCUACGUGAAGGCUUUAACUCCAGUGCACCCGUCCAGUCCGUGUUGACACGCAACCUGGCCUACAUGAUGACGGUCAACAAUGGGUGGCAACUGGAGGGUUUGGACCUUUCUACGGCGUUCCUACAGACGGCUCCAAAGGAGCAGAUGCGGAUCUGGACACAGGGCGUGUCCGAACUACGCGAAGCCCUCGGCAUCGGCGAGGACCAGCUGAUGCGGGUGCUCAAGGACUUCUACGGGUCCACGACGGCUCCACGUGGUCUAUGGCAAGACCUUCAUGCCAAGUUCACUUCCCUUGGAGCGACAAAGAUAAUGUCUGAUCCAUGUAUGUGGAUCUGGUCAGAAUCUGUCGUCAAUCCGCGGAACGACAUGGACCGCUACAAAACCAUUGGCAUGAUGGGUGGCCAUGUAGAUGACUUCAACCGGGCAGGCGAUUUGCAAAACCCCAAGUGGCUCGCCAUCCGCGCCGAGAUCGACAAGGCUUACAAAUGGGGGACCAUCAAGAAGGACAACUACCGGCAUGCGGGCACGGACGUGAUCUCCCGAAGGUCCUCCGACGGCGGCCACGUGAUCGAGGUCAACCAGGACCAGUACAUCGAGGGGAUCUCCGACUUUCACCUUGCGGCGCAAUCAGGCCGGAGCCCUGAAAGCUCCUUGGAUGAACGAGAAGUCUCAGCCUGUCGUGCCGCGCUUGGCGCAUUGCAAUGGGCGGCCGUUCAGACGCAACCCUUAAUAUGCGCUCGGUGCAACCUCAUCCUGUCAGAUCUCUCCCAUGCACCGAAGUUCGCGCUGGCCAAGGAAAUCCAAGGGCUGAUUGCGGAAGUGAGAUCCAGUCCUCAACGGCUACUGUUUCAACCGCUACCGGGAGUACGCCAUUGGCAAGACGUUCAUGUGAUCACGUUGGGCGAUCAGGCCCACGCUAAUCGCCCCAAAGGCGGGUCUACAGGAGGCAUCCUCACUUUUCUUGGUGGCCCUGCUCAUGCGAAAGGAGAGCCCUCCAAGCUGGUUCUCAUGGGCUGGAAGACCUGGAAGCUACAGCGCGUGGCGAUCGGGUCUACAGAUGCAGAAGUUCAAGCAAUGGUUGAAGCCGAAGAUAUCAACUUCAAGACACGUUUGACGUGGGCAGAGCUGAACAGUGCUACUGUCGACAAGGGCUUCAACUUUCUGCGUGCCGCAGAAAAGGCUGCAUCUGCAGUGCCUGGCAUACUGGGCACUGACUCCAAGGGUGGCUACGAUGCCGUCAUGCGACAUGAAGGGCCAGACCUUGGUCUCUCCAACGCAAGAGCGGCCAUCCAAGGACACCAGCUCAAAGAAGGAAUGAGACGUGUCAAGACCCGUCUCAUCUGGCUUGCCAGCGAUUUUAAUUUGUCGGAUGCCUUGACUAAGCGAUCAUCAGAGUGCCGCAAGAGUUUUGUACAGUUUCUUCGUAACGGCAUUUGGAUGCUUAGGUUCAAUCCCGACUUCGUUGUUUCAGCAAAGAAAGCUAAGCAACAGGGCCUAGAUGCUGUAAGUCAGCUCCGAAAGGCAACACAGGGAUCAAGAGUCAAGAAAGUUUUUGGACUGGUGCAACAGGCUUGUUGGUGUCAUCCUUCAGGUAGCUUGUGA